UAAUGUGGAAGGCACAGUUUUAAUAAGAUAUACGAGCGGUCAGACAAGUUUAACAGUGGAGCCAGUGGCAGGUUGCAGAGGCCGCCGCGGGUUUGAGUCCUGAAACUAAAGGCUCCAGAUAAAGUUAGCUAACUUGAGCUAGAUUUGGAAAGAAAACACAACGUGCCAACAACAAGAUAUUUUUUAAACGGGUAGCUUAGCUCCGGAUUUUAAAUUGUUCUACAAGUUGUUCCUGUUCAACAAUGAAGGAGACAACGAAGCCUGUCAGCCACCAGCAGGCCAGCCAGCUGCUCCACAACAAGUUCAUUGUGGUGCUCGGAGACUCAAUCCAGAGGUCUGUAUACAAGGACCUGGUUCUGCUGUUACAGAAGGAGAAAUAUCUCUCUUUAAAACAGCUCAAGAGCAAGGGUGAGAUGAGCUUUGAACAGGACUGCCUGGUGGAAGGAGGUUGCCUGAGCGGUAUGCACAAUGGCACGCAGUACCAGGAGGUUCGACAGUUUCAGUCCGCCCACCAUCUGGUCCGCUUUUACUUCGUCACACGCAUUUACUCUCGCUACAUGGAGAGCAUCCUCGAAGACUUCCGCCAAGGCUUGAAACCAGAUGUAGUCAUUAUCAACUCCUGCGUUUGGGAUAUUUCAAGAUACCUUUCCAGUUGGAUUGAUGACUACAAGGAGAAUCUGCAUAAAUUCUUUAAAGAACUACGUGGCGUUCUUCCGGAGGAAGCCCUGGUUGUAUGGAACCUCACCAUGCCCUUAGGCGAGAGGAUCAAAGGUGGUUUCCUGGUCCCAGAGAUUGAACACAGGGCCUCUCAGCUGCGUCAGGAUGUGAUUGAGGCUAAUUUCUAUAGUGGGACUCUGGCUGACGCCUACGGGAUGGAUGUGUUGGACCUCCAUUACCAGUUCCGCUUCUUCCUGCAACACCGCACCAAGGAUGGAGUCCACUGGAACGCUCUCGCCCACCGCAGGAUAACCUCUCUGCUGUUGCAGCACAGUGCUCAGGCCUGGGGUGUCGUCAUGCCCUCUCCAUUGACUACUGUUGGCCACUCAUCAAAGGAAACUUACAACAGCAACAGAGAGGAGUUCUUCAGCGAUUCCUUCACUUUAGGCUACUUGAACUUCGAGAAGAACGACCCUUGGCCACAGGCAUGUCACCGUAAGGCUGCUGGAGCUCACAGACCCGCCCUCCCAACACUGCCUUACCUACCAGUUCACAGACAUCCAUAUGAACAUGGACAGUUUAGAAAUGGUUUCAACUACAGGACUCCACACCACUUUGAGCCCUACCAUGAGCACCAUCAUCAGCAUGUGAUGAGGAGCCGACACACCAGACACCACUAUGCUCCGUACACCCAUCACAGACACAGUCAGUACUCCCGUCACGGCCACUACUACUGAGGCAGGGUGCAUCACGACAUUCAGACAUGGUGAACUGUUAUCUACGCCAGUCUCUUGCUUCACCUGCAGUACAUUAUGGUCCUCUGUGUUCUAAGGAGGAGGCGUUAAUCCCCAAACUGCUUACUUUAGUUCACUCAGAUUUGAUUGAAUUCAGCGAAUUGCCUUAGACAUACACAUAUAUUGGUCCUUUUUCUUAUAUUGUAAAUUAGUUAAUUACUCUUUUUUUUUUUUGCACCAAUAAUAGAUUUUAAAUAUAUUUUUCAUUUCAGAGAACUUUUAAUUCUACACUUCAAAUGUCAGGUGCUGUGUUCUAAUUCAAAACAUUUAAAUGGGACUGUUUUUGACUUAUUUUAAAAUCAAUCACUCAAAGUUCUAAAUUAAUGAUCCCUCUGAUGUCUCUUAAUGACAAGUAUGGGAUAAAGAUUUUGUUUCCUUUAGGCCUUAAACACAUCAAUGUUCAGAGUGAUUUUUCUAUCUGAUUUAUGCAGUCAGAAGUGGUAGAGAAACCGCUUUGGACCUGUCUGCCUUGCCAGUAACAAUGUAAUCCUGCUUCAUUUUAAUAACGUAUUCACUCAAGCAUAAUACCAGCUUUGGCUUUAAAGCCAUUAACUGAAAUGUGUUAAUAGUGCUGAGAUUAAAACAGGAUUACAAUUUGUAGACACUGGUGCCCUAAACUCUUCAUGAACACUUGUAAGUUUGACAUGACACAUUUAAUAAAGAUAUUUUUUUGCUCUGAA
Messenger RNA from Dicentrarchus labrax (European seabass), 2131 nucleotides. RefSeq names its product PC-esterase domain-containing protein 1A-like. Bases 243 to 1394 code for a protein of 383 amino acids. NCBI's taxonomy places the organism in Eukaryota, Metazoa, Chordata, Actinopteri, Moronidae. The transcript has 8 exons. The record is from RefSeq and is a predicted model, not a curated record.